AGAGACGUCUUAAAGCAAUUAAAUCUCAGCUCAAUUCCAGUCUUCGGGCAAAACUAAUCGGUAUCAGACGUUUCUCCUCAGGAACUAUGUUGGCCAAAGUAUCGUGUGUUCUUUUGUUGCUCUUCGUUCUGCAGAACACCGGCACAGCAACACCUCUCACUAAAGGUGAGAGAAUUGAUCUCUCCGAAUAUGAUUCCGCCUACUAUAACCCAAAAACUGGAGUCGGCCUGAAGCCAACACUGGAGGAAAAUUCUGUGCCGUCCAAGAUCUCGUAUCGAGGCCUGUCUUGCGGUUGCAAGAAUCUUGAAUGCUCUUGCUGCGCCGGCAUCAAAAUCAAAUCAAUUCAUUUUAACCAGAAUGCAUGCAUAAAACUUGCCUUAGUUCCCAAGGACUCUGCUAUUCGCCUGUCGUUGAACCUGAACGACAAACAGAUCUAUUCAGCUUCGGUAUCCAUUAAAGACCUUCCACCACUGUGCAUUAAAGUGCCCAAAAUUUCCGCCGCGAAAGUCUGCCUUCGUAUUUACAACUUGCGCAUCGAAGGAAAAAAUCUUCAGGGAUGCGUUGACUUGGAAACCCGUGUCACUGGAAAGGCAAUUCUGGUCUUGCACUUCAACUGCCUGAAUAUUGCUAUCGGUAGGAGCUCUUUGGGAGUAAUCCAGAACGAAACCAAUUUAGUGCCCCUUGAAGUCGACGGGGCGAUAGCGGACCUGGACAUCUAUGACGAUUACAACGAGCUAGACGAUUUCGAGGUCGACUUCGAGCCACAGGAUCGCGAGGUCUCCGCCAAUUCUACGUCGAUGCUGAGUCCUAAAGAAGAAGUGGAAAUCGGCGAGCUGAAAUUGUGAUCAUCGCGAUCAAUUAUUCUUCGUCUAACAGAUUACAUAUACCGUUUGUUUCAAUUAAUUCGUACGGAUAGCUUAACUGACAUUUGUUGGGGUGGUUACAGAGAUUACCGUAACUGUAAUAAGAGCUUAGACGCAAAGACCCUUGUGGAUAAUAUGUAUAUAUUUACAAAAUCGGUUCAUAUUUAUACAUUAUAUUUAUAUUAUUAUGUUUAUGCAUUAUGAUGAUAACUGAAAUAAUUUCACUGAUCUACAAAAUUUAAUGAUUUUUUUUCCAAAAGUUUAAUGGUUGAUCUUGAUAGUAUUUCUAAUGCUGAAUUCGUAUAUUCAAUCCGUUCUUCUCCAUCGUCCACAGCUUUUGAGAAAAUCAAUUUUAAAGAAAAACUCAAUUUUUCAACUUUGAACAUUUGUUGUGUCUUAAUUAUGAAAAUCUUUCAAACUUUUCUCACACUAUGGACCUUCCUGAACACAAUGAUGUAAAUUUUAGUGACAUUAUAAACAUUUAAAUGUAUUUAAACAAUACAAAAAUCGGUGCGUUUCGAGCGUCGUUUUGCCUUUCGGCGCAGUUUAAAUAUAUUUAAAUGUUUGUAAUGUCAUUAAAAUUUACAUCAUUGUGUUCAAGAAGGUCGUAUAGAAUAAUACCGUGUAAGAAAAAUUUGAAAAAUUUUCAUAAUUAAGACACAAUAAAUGUUCAAAGUUGAAAAAUUGUGUUUUUCUUCAAAAUUGAUUUCCUCAAAAGCUGUGGAUGAUGGAGAAAAACGAAUGGAAUAUUCGAACUCAGCAUAAGAAAUACUAUUAAGAUUACCCAUUAAACCUUCUGUAACAAAAAUCAUGCUAACAAAAAUCGUUAAACUCGAAGUUGACCAUAACGACCGGUUUCUAAGUGCGUUUAAAACAGUUUACGUAGACUCAAAAUUUACCCCACUAGUUAAGGCUUAAUUUAGUUUUUAAUAUGGCAAUGUUAAUAUACUCAUUACUAUAUAAGUAUAAGUUUAUAACGUUAAUAUCUUCGUUAACAUGAAUAAAGAAUAACGAAUAAUAAAUAAAGCACCAUAUUUUGAUUGAA
Messenger RNA from Nomia melanderi (Alkali bee), 1908 nucleotides. RefSeq lists its product as uncharacterized. Lineage: Eukaryota; Metazoa; Arthropoda; Insecta; Hymenoptera; Halictidae. The record is from RefSeq and is a predicted model, not a curated record.